AUGACCACCCUCAAGUCCCGCUCGGCCGCCACGCACCUCCCGAACCAACCGGGGGACAAGCCCGCGUCCACGCGUUCCGUCUCAGACCCAACGCCGCCCACCACCGCCAUGGCGCCACCGGAGCCCUCCUCCGCCGACGCCCCGAACUGGUGGCGCGAUCGCCACUCGGUCCUCCUGCUCAUCUCGCUGUACACGGCCCAGGGGCUGCCCAUGGGCCUGGCCUUCGGCUCCAUCCCGUUCCUGCUCAAGGAGCGCGGCUCCUCCUACGCCCACCUGGCCGCCUUCUCCUUCGCCUCGCUCCCGUACUCGCUCAAGCUGCUCAUCGCCCCCAUCGUCGACUCGUGCUACAGCCCCUCCUUCGGCCGCCGCAAGUCCUGGAUCGUCCCGGUCCAGCUCGUCGCCGGCCUCACUAUGACCCUUCUGGCGGACACCAUCCGCCGUGCCGUCGCCGAGGGUAACGUCGCCCUGCUCACUCCCGUCUUCCUCACCCUGCUGGCCAUGUGCGCCACCCAGGACAUCGCCGUCGAUGGCUGGAGCCUCACCAUGUUGCAAAAGCAAAACGUCUCGUACGCUAGCACAUGCCAGUCGCUCGGCCUCACCAUUGGCUACUUUUCUACCUUCACUCUCUUCCUCGCCUUUAGCAACGCCCCCUUUUGCGACAACUACAUCCGCCCGCUCAUCUUUUUCUCCAACCAAACCGGCCCGGUCGCCGACCUCGCCUCCGUCCUCAGGACCGCAGGCCUUUAUUAUUUGCUUCUAACUCUAUACAUCGCCCUUUUUAAGAAGGAGCUCCCGCCGACCCACUCGGCCAAGAAGACUGAUGCCGAGCUCGAAGAUCCCCAUUUUGACCAGGAGCAUUUUGACCAUCCCCGGAAGACACGCUCUGCUGUGCUAGACUCCAUCACUUCCACUUACUCUGAUCUGCUCAUCGUCGUCCGCAAGCCGGCUGUCCGUUCACUCGUUUCGAUGCUCUUGAUUUCCAAGCUUGGCUUCUCGGCCUAUGAUAAUGGUACGUUUUCGUGUUGCACUUUUGUCUUUCGCUAUAUCACCACGUCCUGCUUGCAACGAGGAGUAGUCAUCUAA
Messenger RNA from Chondrus crispus (carragheen), 1083 nucleotides. RefSeq lists its product as hypothetical. Gene Ontology annotation, molecular function: acetyl-CoA transmembrane transporter activity. Bases 1 to 1083 code for a protein of 360 amino acids. NCBI's taxonomy places the organism in Eukaryota, Rhodophyta, Florideophyceae, Gigartinales, Gigartinaceae. The record is from RefSeq and is a predicted model, not a curated record. Gene Ontology annotation, cellular component: membrane. The transcript has a single exon.